AUGGCGGAACAGGAAGACGUGGCCGCCGUCUCACCGGCAGAGACGAUGGAGUCUCAGCUGUACUACGUGCGAUAUUACUCGGGACAUACUGGCCGCUACGGCAACGAGUUCCUCGAGUUCGAGAUAUCAGAGACUGGGUCACUGAAAUACGUCAACAACAGCAACUAUAGAAACGACUUCAUCAUCAAGAAGCAAGCACGCGUGUCUCCAGCGGUGCUCGAGGAGGUGAAGAAGCUCAUUGUGCAGUACUCGGUGUGCGAGAGUGACGACGAGCGGUGGCCAGCUCCAGAUCGCAAUGGGCGGCAGGAGCUGGAGAUUCACCUCGGCAACACCCAUAUAUCGCUGGUGACUAACAAGUUGACGUCGAUGGCUGACAUUCCGAAGAGUUCGGAGACCGCCAGCCUGAUGAGGUUCUACAGCUUUGUUCGGGACGUUAAGGCACUCAUCUUUGCGCUGGUCUCCAUUCACUUUAAAAUUAAGCCGAUCUGA
This is a messenger RNA of Leishmania mexicana MHOM/GT/2001/U1103, 489 nucleotides long. RefSeq names its product putative mago nashi-like protein. The record is from RefSeq and is a predicted model, not a curated record. Lineage: Eukaryota; Euglenozoa; Kinetoplastea; Trypanosomatida; Trypanosomatidae. Gene Ontology annotation, cellular component: nucleus; exon-exon junction complex. The transcript has a single exon. Gene Ontology annotation, biological process: RNA splicing. Bases 1 to 489 code for a protein of 162 amino acids.